AUGGGUUUCUUGUGUGUGGUGUGUUUUGCGCAGCUGUUCUGGGAGAAGCGUCUGAAGGGCUUGCGCUCAUCGGACGUGUCGGAGGGAGCGCUCAGGACGAUGGAUCUGCCCAGAGGUUUACAGAGUAUGGGGCCGGACUCGGCGGACGAGACGCUUCUGUCAGCCAUCGCUAGCGCUCUGCACAUGAGCUCGGCACCCAUCACGGGUCAGACGUCCUCGGCGGCCGACAAGAACCCGAGCAUAUGGCUGAACACAUCGCAGCCGCUCUGCAAAGCCUUCACCGUCACAGACGACGACAUUCGGUAAGACUCAUUUUCAGUCUCACUGCACAUUACUGUAUAUGAAACAGCAAAUCUGUAACUUUAUAACAUUAAUAUCUC
Sinocyclocheilus anshuiensis is the source of this 380-nucleotide messenger RNA. Its product is annotated as methyl-CpG-binding domain protein 3-like. Bases 1 to 306 code for a protein of 101 amino acids. Lineage: Eukaryota; Metazoa; Chordata; Actinopteri; Cypriniformes; Cyprinidae. The transcript is spliced from 2 exons. Gene Ontology annotation, biological process: negative regulation of transcription by RNA polymerase II; DNA methylation-dependent constitutive heterochromatin formation. Gene Ontology annotation, molecular function: methyl-CpG binding. Gene Ontology annotation, cellular component: nucleus. The record is from RefSeq and is a predicted model, not a curated record.